AUGGCAAACACUACAAACCCGGCAAAAGAAGGGCGGAGCUCCACGAGUUCCGAGGACGACAACAUCAGUUCUGGUCCUACCUCCCUUCCCAUCACCCCUCCCGAGCUCGCUACUCCAAUCCCAAGAUCUGCUCCGAUUGAUAUCCCUGGAGCUCGUGCUCGUCGAGCUGCUAAUCGCGCCCACGAAGUCAUCAUCCGGAACACAGCUCCAACCCGUGCGGACUCCGAUUACUACCUUCUUCCGCGUCUCCCCUCUCGACCCUUGGAUACAACCAAGAUCAUAUAUUCCCUCCUUGCGGGUGCGUUGGCUGCGAUUGCCCCAAUCUCACGGCCUGUCACCCCUGAAUUUCCCGACGACAUUAUCAAAGAUCUCCUGUACAAAACACCUCCCAAGUUCCGAGCGCCUUUCUGUGGCGUCAUGAGCGUCCUUCUUACGACCGCGGGGUAUGAUCAUACCAUCCGCUUCUGGGAGGCCCUGUCUGGCAUUUGCUCCCGCACUAUCCAGCACCCUGAUUCGCAGGUAAACCGACUCUGCAUUACCCCCGACAAGAAAUAUCUCGCUGUUGCGGGUCACCACAAUGUCAAGCUGUUCGACGCCAAGUCGAGCAACCCAAAUCCUUUGAUGACUUUCGAGGGCCACACCGGUAACGUCACCGGUGUCGCAUUCCACUGCGAGGGCAAGUGGAUGGUCACCAGUUCUGAGGAUUGCUCCAUCAAAGUUUGGGAUGUCCGCAGCGGCAGCCUUCAGCGCGACUACAGACACGAUUUCCCCGUCAAUGACGUCGUCAUCCACCCCAAUCAGGCCGAGCUUAUCAGUGGUGAUCGCGGUGGCAUGGUUCGUGUUUGGGACCUCGGUGAAAGCAAGUGCAUUCACCAGCUGGAACCUGAGGAAAAUAGCUCUGUUACUAGCGUCAGCGUUGCGACUGAUGGAUCGUUGCUUUGUGCUGGCAGCAAAAAGGGAAAUGUCUACAUCUGGCGUAUGGUCCAGACUGAAGAAAAGGCAUCAAUGGUCCCAAUUGCCACAUUCCAAGCUCACAUGGACUACCUUAACCGCGUCCUCCUAUCCCCGGAUGUCAAGCACUUAGCCACCUGUUCCGCCGACCACACCGCUAAGGUCUGGAACCUUGACCCCGAGUACCCGCCUGCAAAGGCCGCUAUCAAGGCGCAUAAGGAGAAGCAGGAGAAGGAGAAGCAGGCCGGCUCGGCAGAGAACCAGAACGAGGCCGCCCCUGCUGAUGCGAAGAGCGCGGGUAACGACCUCCUCCGCAUCUUCGACCCGAACCGUCACCUGCUCCGCCUGACGGACAACGCGCCGCGAGAGGAGACCACGCAGCAGACCUUCGCUGCGCAGCCCGAUGGUCCGCCCAUCGACCCGGUCAACCACACUCUCUUCCUUGAGACUACCCUGGCUGGCCACCAGCGGUGGGUCUGGGACUGUGCUUUCUCGGCCGACUCGGCAUACCUGGUGACGGUGUCGAGCGACCACUACGCCCGCCUGUGGGAGCUCAGUACUGGCACUAUCAUCCGCCAGUACAGUGGCCACCACCGCGGCGCCGUGUGCGUGGCGCUCAACGACUACUCGGAGCCUCGCUGA
Penicillium cataractarum is the source of this 1593-nucleotide messenger RNA. RefSeq names its product WD40 repeat domain-containing protein. Gene Ontology annotation, molecular function: protein binding. Gene Ontology annotation, biological process: regulation of actin cytoskeleton organization; TOR signaling. The transcript is spliced from 4 exons. The record is from RefSeq and is a predicted model, not a curated record. Bases 1 to 1593 code for a protein of 530 amino acids. NCBI's taxonomy places the organism in Eukaryota, Fungi, Ascomycota, Eurotiomycetes, Eurotiales, Aspergillaceae. Gene Ontology annotation, cellular component: TORC2 complex; TORC1 complex.